AUGGCCAGUUUUCUACAGGACUCAUCGCUGUUUCGGUCGAAAUUGGCGACGUUCAAGCUGGACAAGUCGGAAAAAGACGUUGGAGACGUGUCGGAGACAACACUCUGCAACGACUCAGGGAUUGUAGAAGAGGGAGAAAACAAUGUUUUUGUUGACCGUGCUCCUCAGAAGACGAGAUUCGCUCCAGAAAUGCCCCCUAAGCCCCAUAAAAGAAGAAAACACGCGGAAACACAGGCAUCGAUCGAUUACCUGCUCUCCACGAUCUCGCAUCUGAACACCACCACGGAGAAGAACGACUCAGAGCUCAGACAGACAGAGGCUAAACUAGCGGAGGCAAACGGAAGACUUGCAGUGUACAAGAGACUGGCUACGUCCUUCAAAGAGAGGCUGAAGUCGCUGGAGUCAGACCUCUGUGUUUCGCGGAAAGAGCUGCUACAGGGAAAAAAGAAAUGCACGGAUUUGAGCAGAACCACUUUUGAGGUGCUGAAGGAGUCCAGAGAGCUGAAAAGAACCGCCCAAGAUACCAGGGAACAAUUACAGCUGCACAUCAAAAGGUUUGAAUGGCUCAAGGCCAGGCAUAUUGACACACAGGGUAUGGCGACGAAACAGGAGAUAGAGAUGACGUCUUUGCGAAUGAGGCUCGACGACGCUCUUUCGAGAUUAGAGGAAGAGCGGUCCAGGAACGCAGAGCUGAUGAAGAUGGUUGGAAAUAAGGAUAAUUCAGCUGUUUCGACAGAUAAGCUGGAAAGCGAUGUUCACCAAAUAUAUACAAUUGGAGCCAAGUUUGAGCAGGGUUUGGUAGCCGUGUCGCGGAAAAUGUCUGAGCAGAUGCGUCGACUGGCGGAGAAUUCUGAGAAAAUCCCUGCAAAGCUCGAGGAUAUCGAGAGGACGCUGAAUUCGGUCCAGGAAGCGCAGCAGCUCUCUGGAGACCAGGCUCUGCUCGACUUCAAGCAGGCAAAGCGAGAGGUGGAGUAUCAAUCACUGAUGGAGGAAUAUAGCCGCUUAAAUGCAGAGCAUGCAGACUUUGAGAAGCAACACAGCGACAAGUUAAGGGAGAUCGAGAUAUUGAAGCAGACCGUGGCGUCCCAGGCCGAGCAGCUGGCAUCUCUGGGGCCGCAAUCCACAAAGCUCAACCUAAAGGAAGAGUCGGAAAAGCCUAAAGCCCUUCGCAAAAGAAAGAGAGGCAGACCGAAGGCGUCACAUCUCCUCAACUAG
Molecule: messenger RNA, 1215 nt
Organism: Ogataea angusta
Lineage: Eukaryota; Fungi; Ascomycota; Pichiomycetes; Pichiales; Pichiaceae
Exons: 1
Coding region: 1-1215 (404 amino acids)
Source: RefSeq, a predicted model, not a curated record